Bemisia tabaci is the source of this 3382-nucleotide messenger RNA. Its product is annotated as aladin. Gene Ontology annotation, cellular component: nuclear pore. Lineage: Eukaryota; Metazoa; Arthropoda; Insecta; Hemiptera; Aleyrodidae. The record is from RefSeq and is a predicted model, not a curated record. Gene Ontology annotation, biological process: nucleocytoplasmic transport. Gene Ontology annotation, molecular function: protein binding.
AGUGUCGUUAUCAUCUCAUUAUUCUAUGUCGUGGUGAAAACCUUGCUUCAAUUUUAAAGCAUUUUAAAGUUUCAGUGUUUUUAUUCUAAGAUCAUAAGAAAUUUCGAUUACUCUUAUAAAGUGUUCUAAUUUGGAAUUCAAGUUUUUAGCAGCAGCUAUUAAUGCUCAUUGGAUGAUAAACGCCAGGGUGACUCUUUUUAGGCAUCACUCUUUUUAUAUCCAAAUCCAAGAAGUUAUGACAGGUCCUUGAAUUGUGUCGCCUCCUUGGAAAAAAUCAAAUUGAUUCUUUGACAUCAAUAUUUUCUCCAACAUCAUCAUCACAGUUUGGUCCAACAGAUUAUUCUAAAUUGCCGGUACAAUCCAGGUAAAUUUAGAUGCCAGUUGCUGUGUUUUCUCUUGAAUCAAGACUCAGCUCUCAACGCAGUCUGUAGAAGUACCAUCAAAUCAUGAUCUGCACACUCCAGUCAUUCUCUGCAUUUCCUGUAGAAGACGUUCUUCCUGUUUGCGAACUUGAUGGCAAAGUUCAAUAUGUGGACGUAAAUAAUGUUCAGCUCAGCAUAUUUACAAAUGUUUGUAGCAAUCAUCCAGUAAUAAAUAUUUCACGAGAAUCAAUACAUGUAGCCAGGCAAGAAACCCACUCCUCAUCUACUCUUUUUCUACCGGAGAAUAACAGCCUUUGGAAAAAACUUCAAGUAACUUGGUAUGAGCAUGGUGCAUUGGAUUCUCUUCAGAUUUUAAUUUCUGCUCCUGAGUGUCCACCACUAUUACGGAAUGUAACAAGAAAAAUAGUCUCUUUUCUAAUGGCUGCAAAUUCAAUAGUCCCCAUCAUCCGUAAGAAGGAAAAUGAACUUUCCUCUCUGCCAAAAUACACACAAACCAGAGAGUGGAAGACUAGUUUAAUCAGAGCUCUAGCGUGGCAUCCGCACUGUACCAAAAUCGCAGUUUGUUCAAAUGAUGACUCCGUCCGAGUGUUUUAUGCCAAUUCUUCACACACUCCAGUUAUCAAACAUCAGCGUCAGAGAAAUGUUACUUGUUUAGCCUGGAGACCACUCAGUAGUUCUGAGUUAGCCAUCGGCUGUUCAGCAGGUAUUUGCCUCUGGACUAUAGAUCCCAUGUCAACUAUGACUCGUCCCUCCUCAUCCUGUCUGGUAGUUUUGUCCAAUCCAAACCAUGUUAAUGUUACAAGUCUGUCCUGGCACUCUGAGGGUAAAUUACUGAUCUCAGGAUCAGCUUUCGACAAAAUCAUGUAUGUCUGGAAUGUAGAUUCUCAAGAAGGAGUACCUCUGUGGCGACUAGGAGGUGGCGGAGUUUCUCUUGUUUCGUAUUCACCAUCAAAUGACCGAGUAUUUGCUGCUACAACAAAUAUUGUCUUUAGGAUUUGGAAUACAGAAGAAUGGCAAUGUGAUCGGUGGUCGAUGUCAUCGGGGCAUGUGAACAAUGCAUGUUGGUCGCCAUGUGGUUCCGUUGUUCUUUUCACAACUACAACAGAAGCUGCCAUCUAUGCUCUGACUUUUUCUCCUCACUACUCAUUGUUUGAUACUCCUUCUACGGAAGACAAAAAGAGCGCAGUCAUCGUAGCUGAUCUGACUCCUAUCGAACUAGUGUCUGGGGAAAGAAUUGGUGGUGAUAUCAUUGGUAUGUCUUGGGAUCCACGCGGAAGGCAUCUUGCUGUAUCAUUUGCAAGUUCUGACAUAAUUGCAGUAUUUAUAACUAAUAUCUCUCCAAAAAUUCAUUUGUCUCGAUGCUGCUUGAUCAAAGGUUACCCCUCUGAAAUACCGAGCAUUAUAAGUUUCCAAUCCAACUUUGCUGAUGGAGCCAAUCUUACCAUCGGUUGGUCCAGUGGAAGAGUUCAAUACUUCCCGUUUGUCUAUGUAGAUAUUCAAAGUUCCUCCGCAGAUCGGUUUGCAAACGAGUCAAAACGAAACCUCACAAUAAACAAAACACCUCUCAGAGAGUCUCAACCCAGACCUUCCAGUUCUAAUCACCGACAUUUUUCCCAAAGCACAUCAGACAUAGGAUUAUUCUCUCCGUCAGCAACUGGCUAUGAGGACAGUAUCUUAUUUUCUCCCUACAGAGGUUGAAUGUAGCUCAGUGAGGCUGUAAUGCUUGUGUGGCAUUGAUUGUUGAUUAUUAAAGGGACAUUGUAUGAAAAAACUCAACUCAAAAAUCUUAUAAUGGAGGGGCUUGGAGGACUAGGCACACAGUUGCGAUUUUCGAAAAAAAAAGAGAUAUUAGUGAUUUCAACUACAUCUAGGUUUGAAAUAAAUUCUGUGAAAAAUUCCAGUAAAAACCCAGAUAAAAUCCAGUUUAUGAGUUUGAACUUUCUUAAUGUCAUGAGGCUUCAUAUAAUUUAGAAACUUCAAACACGUUUUUCUUGAAAUAGGAAAAACUGCUUUCUUGCGCCUUGUUCUCCAAGUCCCUCAAUGGAAGCAACAUUCUUUAUUUCUUAAGUAUUAAGCACUAAACCUCAGAUUAUCUGAGGUAAUGUGGCGGUCGGCCAGUUUGGAGUAGGGAAAAUUCGUAUAAUGCUGGGGUCCCUACAACGAGCUUACUUUGACUUCUUGCAUUCGUAAAAUGUGAUGAAGUAUACACAAAUUUGAAACAAAAUGUGUUGUUAAAUAAACAAGGAUAAACUAUACAAGUAAACAAAUUACAUACCUACUUUAAAAAAUUUGCGUUUGCUCUGCCUGUUGAGAGAAAAGACGAAAAUUAGUUUAGAUUAGCCGGAGUUUGAACACAUUAUCCGAGUUCAGAUAAUUGGUGAUUUAGCUUAAAUUGCAUUUUCAAUCUUAGGUAUCCUAAAAGUGAUAAACUAAUUUGCUCCCCUUUCUCUAGUCUAUCACAUUCUUGAAUACCGCACUAUUUUAAGCUCUCCUCAGAAAUUAUUUCCAAAAAGUUAGUAUCGUUCCUUAGAUAAAAAUUAAAACCUGUAAAGCUGCAAUUGUAAUUAUAAUUCAUCCUAAAAAUGUUGUUUGAAUCCAAUCUUUCAAUCAUGACAAAUAAUUAUUCCAACACAAGUUUUAAGAAGUCAAAAGUAAAUUUGGUUCUGAAUUUUAUUCAUAUCCAAAAACAAGUUGACAGAAAUAUGCACUAAUUUGAGAUAGAAUGAAUUUUAAGACAUUUUUAUGUCUCCGGGCCUAAAAGAAAAUUUACUCUUUUGAAACGAUGUGGAUAGUGCCUACUUCAUGACUCCUUGGUAUGAGAUAAAUACUGCAGGUUUACACUAAUUUUUUAAUUUUUAUUUUUUGAAUUUAGAACAAGUAUAUCAUUGCUGUCAUUCUUGUUUGUAUUAUGAAACAAUUUUUAAUUAUGUAAUAAAUGUGAUAUUUUCAUACUAAAGGAUUCUGUAUAGUUUGUUGCGAUAAAUUAAAUUUUCUCAAGG